AUGCCCUGGGCCAAGGCCCAAGCCGCCCAGUUGCUGAAUUCAGUCAAGGAUCAGAUGGCGGAUGGAGAUAAUCCAUCGCGGUAUGUAAAGUUGAACAAAGAUCAAGCGCCUGUCGAGGUUAAUCCGGGAGAGCUCAAUCAGCCUAUUGAAGUCCCUCAGUUAAAUGUGCGCAAGUGCAAUGAAUGUGGACAACCAUUACCUGAGAGCUUUGAGCCUCCUGCUGUUGAGCAAUGGACAACUGGUAUAUUUGCUUGUGCAGAAGAUCCAGAAAGCUGUUGGACAGGACUUUUUUGUCCAUGUGUUCUUUUUGGGCGCAAUUAUGAAACCCUAAGAGAUGACUAUGGCUCUACAACAACUCCAUGUGUUCUUCAUGCAAUUUUCAUUGAAGGAGGUCUUGCACUUGCUGCAACAACAGCAGCAUUGCAUGGAGUUAUUGACCCUAGAACAUCAUUUCUCAUUUGUGAAGGGCUGCUGUUUAGUUGGUGGAUGUGUGGUAUAUACACUGGGAUUGUUCGACAAAUGUUGCAGAAGAAAUACCAUCUUAAGAAUUCACCAUGUGAUCCGUGUUUGGUGCAUUGUUGUAUGCAUUGGUGUGCGUUGUGUCAAGAACAUAGGGAGAUGAAGGGAAGGCUUUCUGAUAACUUUGUGAUGCCAAUGACUCUUGUUAAUGCUCCUCCUGUUCAGCAGAUGAAUUCUGCUGAUGAUAAUAAUCAAGAGUCAUCAUCAUCAUCAUCAGCUGUGAAUGGACAUGAACAUCAUACCAAUUUGGAGAUGCAACCUCUAUGAUAUCGGGCAUUAUAAGUAUGAAGUUGGUUUUGCUUCUACACAUAUGAUUAAAUAUGGUUAUUUUUAUGAUUUUAUGAUUUUUAUUUGAUAGGAGGGAGUAUAAGUAUGAACUUCAUUUUAGUUUUUACCCUUGGAUUGAUGGCUAGCAUCUUAUGUUUUUGGUUGGGGUUUAAUGACUAAAUUGUUCUUUUUUUUUUUUUACUUAAUGAGCUAAAUGUGGAC
Lactuca virosa is the source of this 1008-nucleotide messenger RNA. Lineage: Eukaryota; Viridiplantae; Streptophyta; Magnoliopsida; Asterales; Asteraceae. The record is from the annotation of a GenBank genome assembly.